Spinacia oleracea (spinach) is the source of this 480-nucleotide messenger RNA. RefSeq names its product glutaredoxin-C11. Bases 120 to 428 code for a protein of 102 amino acids. The transcript has a single exon. The record is from RefSeq and is a predicted model, not a curated record. Lineage: Eukaryota; Viridiplantae; Streptophyta; Magnoliopsida; Caryophyllales; Amaranthaceae.
UGCCCCCUUAUAUAUACUGGUGCCGAUAGUAGUCAACCACAAAACAAUUACAAGAAACACCACACAAGUAACCAGUUCAUUUCCUACAUAAUCAAAUACUUAUAAGUUUCUUGUAAAAAAUGGAUAAAAUAAGCGAGUUGGCAAAGACAAAGGCAGCAGUAAUCUUCACCAAGAGCUCAUGUUGUAUGAGUCACAGUAUCAGUACACUGUUCUAUGAUCUAGGAGCAAGCCCUGCAGUCUUUGAACUAGACAGGGAGCCUAGAGGCAGAGAAAUGGAGUGGGCAUUACAGCGCCUAGGCUGCAGCCCUACUGUUCCUGCUGUUUUUAUAGGCGGCAAGUUUGUGGGCUCUGCUAAGGAUGUGCUAGGAGCUCAUCUUGAUGGCUCCCUUAGAGAUAUGCUUAUUGAAGCAAAAGCUAUCUGGUUCUAGUAUAGUAAUCACAUUAAUUAUGCUUCUAUGCCACCUUAUCGAUCAAAAGCUU